AUGGAUCCCGAGGUCUCCCUGCUUCUCCAGUGCCCGCUGGGAGGACUUUCUGAGGAGCAGGUGCGGGCAGAGUUGAGCCCAGCUUAUGACCGGCGUCCACUGCCUGGAGGGGACGACCCCAUCACUGCCACCUGGAAUGCCCGCAGGCAGGCCCAGCCCUGGCUCUUUGAUGCUCCCAAGUUUCGACUGCAUUCAGCAUCCCUGGGGUCCCCUGACCCAGGGGGGCCCUGCCUGAAGUUGCUUAUGGGGCUCACCUCUUACCGAGACUUCCUAGGCACCAACUGGGCUGGCUCAGCCGGCAGGUUGAGGUGCCAGGGGAAGGCUGACUGGGGGGAUGCCCAGGCCUACUUGGCAGACCCACUGGGCGUGGGUGCCAUGCUGGGCACAUCGGAUGGCUGUUUUGUCUUCCUACGCCGGUCUCUGAAGGUGGCUGAGGCCCCUGGGCUGAUCGAUGUGCCAGGGGGGCACCCUGAGCCUCAGGCUCUGUUUCCCGGGGAGAGCCCGCGGCACGAGGACCUGCCCGAGGACCUGGUUGUCCGGGAGUUGUUUUCCUCCAUCCUGCAGGAGAUCCGGGAUGAGGUGAAUCUGCCCUUGUCUGCUUUGAGCCGUCCCCUCCUUCUGGGCAUCGCCCGAAACGAGACCAGCGCGGGCAGGGCCAGUGCCGAGUUCUCUGUCAGCUGUAGCCUGAGCUCUGAGCAGGUGAGGACCCUCUACAGGACCGGAGGGCUGGAAGCUCAUGAGUCCACUGACAUCAUCUUCAUGGAAUCGCGGGUGAGAGCUGAGAGGCAGGACGCCUGGGUCCCUGGCUGGUGCUGGGAGGCAGAACAAGGUGGGGCAGGAGGGGUGACAUCCAGCCAGGGCUGCAGGUGGCAUCUUGGAAGGGAGAGGGUUUGCCCCCAAUCCCAUAGGCAGGAAGUGGCCGCCCUCCGUGGCCAUCCCCGUCCUGUCCUCUGUCUCCAAGGCCUGCACUGAGUUUGAAGCUGUUCCCAGAUUCCAUUUGAUUUUUUAAACUCACCUUCUCCUUAGAAUCAGUACUGUGUACGGGUUCCAAGGCAGAAGGGCAGGACGGGCUAGAUAAAUGAAGUUAAGUGACCUGUCCAGGGCCACCCAGCUGGGAAGUGUCAGGCCAGAUUGGAACCCAGGACCUCGUGCCUCCAGGCCUGGCUCUCCGCCCACUGAGCCACCUUCCUGACCCCAGAUGAGAUUUUAAAGAGGGUAAAUGGGCCGCCUUGAACCGUAUAAUCCUCGUAUGGAGUGCAGGCAUGGAAAAGGCCUUGGAGACAGGAAUUGGGGAGUGGAUGGCCAGCUCCGCGAGAGUCUGCGGCUGCCGCGAGAGCUCCGUCUGGCCUCCACUGCAUUCCUGGGAGCUGAGAAUAUCCAUGAGGAAGAGGGUUCCUGUGGUUCCCUUUGGGGCACGGCGCGUUAGGGUGGGAGCCUCUCCGAAGGACACAUGGGGCAGGCCCUCAAGUGCAUGGAGAUGGGAAUCUGUCCCAGAGAAGAGAAGGCUGGGGGGAAAGGGGAGGAUUUGCCUUUGCAGGGCUGACCGGUGGGAGGGGCACGUGUAAGCCGGCUCUGCCUGGCCCCAAAGGCCUGAGCUUGGGGGUGAUGGGGGCAGAGAUGCCCGGGAGGCCCUCCCUGGAAGCCUUGGGGCAAAGGCUGGAUGGCUGCCUGCCAUACCCGGAGGAGGGGGAUUCUGGGGCAGUUCUCUGAGGCCCUUCCAGGGGCGAGCUGGCAAGGGAGAGACAAGGAUGCCCAGGAACGGCCCGGGAGGGAGGGAGGCCAGCUGGGCCCUGGAACCCUCAUCUAAGUCGUCUUUCUGCGCAGAGAGUGCGCCGCCUGCAGGAGGAAGCCGAAGCCUGGGCUGAGCUCUGCCCCUCGGCCAAGGGUGCCAUCCUCCUCCACAACCUGGUCCAGGCCAGGACGUCCUGAGGAAAGGCCCCGUGUGGCCAUCCCUCCUCCCCGGAUUGUACAGACAAUAAAGCAUUUAUUCUUGGA
Monodelphis domestica (gray short-tailed opossum) is the source of this 1995-nucleotide messenger RNA. The record is from RefSeq and is a predicted model, not a curated record. Lineage: Eukaryota; Metazoa; Chordata; Mammalia; Didelphimorphia; Didelphidae.